AUGUCUAAAGACCUCUCUGAACUACUUUCGCCAGAUAUGCGAGAACCUGUGUGCCACGGCGUCUUCACGCGUUUGACGUUGCCGGCCGAUCUUGAGGACCACCUUCAAGCUGCAGAUGAUCUCUCUGCCAAGCAUCCUCCUGACCCUAUAUCUCUGAAGAAACUUCAGUUCCCAAUUGCCGCUUUCUUUAAAGUCCCAUGGAGCGAUAAAAAGCAGGAGGUUGCUCUUGAGGUCCUUCAAGUACUGGUCAUUUGGUGGCAGGAAAAGGUCAAAGGCUGA
Molecule: messenger RNA, 279 nt
Organism: Fusarium subglutinans
Lineage: Eukaryota; Fungi; Ascomycota; Sordariomycetes; Hypocreales; Nectriaceae
Exons: 2
Coding region: 1-279 (92 amino acids)
Source: RefSeq, a predicted model, not a curated record